CAACAUGUUGUGGACAUUUUAUAUGCUCGCUUUUAUUGUUUCAGUCCAGAGUGGGUCAGAUGUAAUAAACGAAGAAUUUAAUAAUAACGAUUGGACACCAAUUACAAGAGAUAAGGUUUUUAAUAUUUUGGACAGAAAAUUAAUAAAUCAUGAAUUUGCUAAAGAUAACAUAAACCAAAAUAACUUUGUGACUGAAAAAUAUAACAAUAAUGAAGAAAUUAUUCAAGAAGUUAUCGGACCGAGAUAUGUUAAUUACAUUAAUAAUCGAAAUGGAAGACAAAGUUAUUCGAACAAAGAAACAGAAUCAAAUAACGAAAAACAUCAAGUAAAUUUACUAAGCAACGGGAAAUAUCGAGAACCUAAAGAAAUUUCCAUCAAUUCGAUAUAUGCUAUUAACAAUUUAGCUUCAAAUAUAAAUGAAUUAACAGAAAAAGUAGACAAUGAGUCGAAAGAUAAAUUAACUGAAGAUGCAACUGUUACCCAUUACGAAGUCACUGAGAGAAGUGAACAUGGAGAAUUACUUAAACAACAAGAAGUAUUUAAACUACAUAGAAAUACAGAAAUAGAUAAGCUUAAUGGAACAGAGGGAAAAAACCCAGAAACAAAUAAAUUUACAUCAAAAUUACUCAAUAUUCUUUCUAAUUAUAACAUCAAAGUCAAUGAUGUUUUAACAAACUACGAAAUGUCACGAAAUUUCAAACGUAAUCCUCCAAAGCAAGAGUAUAUUCUCGUUCCUAUACCUAUCAGAUAUUCUAGCAGGUUUAAUAAUUUUGCUUCUGAUCCGAUGUUGAUUAUGUUUUUAUCAAAUUACGGCUACUAUUUACCAAAUCAGUACGGACGUAGUAGAUAUUCCAAUCUCUACGGACAUUUGACUUCUAAAAUUCACAGUAAGCAAUUGGAUUCAUAUAAAAUUUAUUCAGACACGGAUUCAUCACAGUGAAGGACUAAAUUGCGUUGUUGUUUCUUUAAAAAUGAUUCUAUUGCUAGUUUGAUCAAUAAAAAACAAUUUAUGUAACUGCAAAACUGUUGUUAAUACACUUAGAGUAAAGUGUAUCAAUGUUCCAGCUUUGCAAGAAAAAUGUAUUUAAAAUGAAUUUCUCUGGUUUCAUUAAAUUUGAUGUAUUUAAGCGAACGAUAUUUCCUUUAUCACGCUGCAUGGCCGGAAGGUUUUUUCAAACAUGAAAGAUACAAGGGUAGGUCGCUUAAGGCGCUGAAAAGCCUUUGACUAAGGGCGGGGGUUGAGCUGCCACUUCACCUGAGAUGGGAGCUUAAUCUGAGAGCACCCUAGAGGGCGCUUCUGUUCCUUACGUACACACAACUUCUGGGUCAAGAUUUUUUAGAUAUAAAGUU
This is a messenger RNA of Papilio polytes (common Mormon), 1350 nucleotides long. RefSeq lists its product as uncharacterized. The transcript is spliced from 3 exons. The record is from RefSeq and is a predicted model, not a curated record. Lineage: Eukaryota; Metazoa; Arthropoda; Insecta; Lepidoptera; Papilionidae. The coding region runs from base 5 to 940 and encodes 311 amino acids.